AUGGCCACCCUCCCAGCAGGCGCCUUGCACCAAGAGCAGCAGCAGCAGCAGCAGGAGGGCUACCAGGAGGCGCUCCUGGCCCAAGGCUUCCUCCAGCCUGCCCCCGACCCAGAGGGGAGCCCAGGGCCAACGGGGAUCAAGGCAGAAAUUCAUUUUAGCUGUGAACCGCUUUCCUCAGAAGAGGAGGAUGGAGAGACCCAUGAAAGAAAGAUAAAAUCUCUCAACAAACACUUGCCUCCAAAGAAAACCAUCACUCAGAUUAUGAAGGAUAAAAAGAAGCAGACCCAGCUCACCUUGCAAUGGCUGGAAGAGAAUUAUAUUGUAUGUGAAGGAGUUUGUUUACCAAGGUGCAUCCUCUAUGCACAUUACCUGGAUUUCUGCAGGAAGGAGAAACUUGAACCUGCUUGUGCUGCAACAUUUGGUAAGACUAUUCGCCAGAAGUUUCCUCUUCUCACUACAAGAAGGCUGGGCACAAGAGGCCAUUCAAAGUAUCACUACUAUGGAAUUGGCAUUAAAGAAAGCAGUGCAUACUAUCACUCCGUGUAUUCUGGGAAAGGUCUGACAAGGUUUUCUGGGAGCAAAAUGAAGAAUGAAGGUGGAUUCACCCGGAAAUAUUCCCUGAGCUCCAAAACAGGAACUCUCCUUCCGGAAUUCCCCAGUGCUCAGCAUCUUGUGCUGGACAGGUGCAUCUCUAAAGACAAGGUGGAUACCCUAAUCAUGAUGUACAAAACCCACUGCCAGUGUGUCCUUGAUAAUGCCAUUAAUGGUAACUUUGAAGAGAUCCAGCAUUUCCUGUUACAUUUUUGGCAAGGAAUGCCUGACCACCUUCUUCCCCUGCUUGAAAACUCUGUUAUCAUUGACAUCUUCUGUGUUUGUGACUCAAUACUAUACAAGGUCCUGACAGAUGUCCUCAUCCCUGCAACUAUGCAAGAAAUGCCCGAAAGUUUAUUGGCUGAUAUUAGAAGUUUUGCUAAAAACUGGGAACACUGGAUUGCUUCAUCACUAGAAAAUCUACCAGAAGACCUUGCAACGAAGAAAUUACCAAUUGCACGAAGAUUUGUAUCUUCUCUGAAGCGACAAACAUCCUUUUUGCACUUAGCCCAGAUUGCUCGACCAGCUCUUUUCGAUCAACAUAUUGUGAAUGCCAUGGUUGCUGAUAUUGACAAAGUAGAUCUGUACAGUAUUGGUUCUCAGGUACUGCUUGCAGUUUCUGGAAGCAUGGAUUCUGAUGGGGAGAGCUACAUUGAAUUGUUCCAAGAACUGAAGGACCUUUUAAAGAAGAAUGCCACUGUGGAAUCAUUUAUUGAAUGGCUGGAUACUGUGGUUGAACAAAGGGUUAUUAAGGCAAGCAAGCAGAAUGGUCGAUCACUAAAGAAGAGAGCCCAAGACUUCCUUCUCAAGUGGAGUUUUUUUGGAGCUCGUGUUAUGCACAAUCUCACUCUGAACAAUGCAUCAAGCUUUGGUUCGUUUCAUCUGAUUCGCAUGCUUUUAGAUGAAUACAUCUUGCUUGCCAUGGAGACCCAGUUCAACAAUGACAAAGAACAAGAACUCCAGAACUUAUUGGACAAAUAUAUGAAGAACCUGGAUGCUAGUAAAGCUGCUUUUACAGCAUCCCCUAGUUCUUGUUUCCUAGCCAACCGCAACAAGACUGGUACAAUUCCUAGUGAUGCUUCCGUGAAAAAUGAAUGUCUUGUGGAGCAAGCCUACUUCACUGUGUCAACCAAUCAACUCAGCAACAUGUCCUCUAGUCUAAACCCCUUCUCCAUAGGGAACAAUGAGAAUAUGCAGCUGACAGGUCAAACGGAUCUCUCUCAGAGUGCUGCCCAUCUCAUGACUCCACCAAUUUCUCCUGCCAUGAUCAGUCGAGGAAGUGUGAUCAACCAGGGACCCAUGGCUGGCAGACCUCCAAGUGCAGGCCCACCACUGUCUGCACAUUCCCACAGUUCCUCCUAUUCAGAGCCCCUUUAUCAGACACAUGUGCCACAAACAAACCAAAACUUUUAUGGAGUUGGUGUUGGCUACCCAGCUGUGUUCCGGGCACAGACACAUUCAUCUUCUGGAGCCUAUCAACCGCACAGGGUGGAGUCCAGCCACUUUACAGCUGCGAAUGAGCCACAGCGCUUCUCCAGAGAUUACUUCAAUAACAGCUGUGCUAUGUCUCCAUACAAUGCCAGGUCACCUCCUAACUUCGGAUCCUCUUCAACUGUACAGGACACGCACAGCAUGCAGUACUUGAACAGUGGGAGCUACAACUUCAUGAAUAAUUCAGCGACUAGUUCUUGUCAAGCAUCAUCAUAUUCCUCAGCUGCUUCUAAUGGAUUCUAUGGAAACAAUAUAAACUAUUCAGAAUCCCAGAGACUUGGGCCAAUGGUAGAUCAGCACGUUUCUGUUAUCAGCAGCUUAAGCAGCAUUCGAUCCCUGCCUCCAUACAGUGACAUUCAUGACCCACUCAGCAUCUUAGAGGAUAGCGGAAGGAAACAGGGAGCAUCUUAUUACUCAGAUACCUCCAUAGCAUGCCGGAACCCUAUCAGUUCGGAUAUGCAGCCUGCCAUAUCUGCAUCCUCUUCCCAAUGCAUGUAUGGACAUUCUAGACAAUGUUCUUCUCAGGAAACAAUGGACUCUUCUGGGCAAGCCAAUAGUGAGAUGGUAUCGUCUUUACCACCAAUCAACACUGUCUUCAUGGGAACUGCAAGUGCUGGAGGCACCUGAGUUUAUAGAUGUAGCUGCAAUUCUUCAUACUUUAUCAUCUGCUCCAUGGCUAGUAAACAUCCUCCUGUAAUGACUGGAAUGGAAAAGUAGACAAGUAUUACAUGCUCACCUGGGACUUACUUCUAAUUAGACAUGUAUUAGCCUGCACUACUAUAAGGCUGUAUUCUUCCCUGAACUUUUCUUUUCUUUUUUUCCUUUUCCUUUCCCUUUCUUUUUGAUGCCUAAAGCCAUUAUGCUCUGUUGUUUGUGUUUUUGCAUUGGAAAUCCAAUUAUUAUGGCCUACAGAGCAAGGGAGAAGGAAGAGGAGGAGAAGGAAAGUGGAGGGAGGAUAGGAUAGGAAGGAAGGAAGGAAAUUUCUUCUGAUUUCUACUUAUCAAAAUAGUUCUUCUGUCCCUCUUUUAUAACUUCUAUUACGUAAAAACAAAAAAAUUAUUUAAUAAGUAUGGUUUUCUCUAUUUAUUGAGAUUGCAGACUUGUUUACAUGCAGUUCUGUUAGGCAGAUUGUCAAAAUAUGUUUUCUACCUCCUGCAGAAAUGUUUACAAGGUUUUAUUUUUUUUAAUUGCUUCAAACCAGUCUAGACCUAGCUUACAUUUUCUAAUCUCAUGGAUUAAAGAGCUCAUUUCAAGUGGUCUGAGUGGCAAACUCAUUUACUUUUGGUCAUUCUUUCAUUGCUUAUUCGGCUCAGUUUUAUCCUCUUUUUCACAUGGUGAAGAU
Molecule: messenger RNA, 3424 nt
Organism: Sceloporus undulatus (fence lizard)
Lineage: Eukaryota; Metazoa; Chordata; Lepidosauria; Squamata; Phrynosomatidae
Gene: RFX6
Product: regulatory factor X6
Exons: 19
Coding region: 1-2709 (902 amino acids)
Biological process (GO): regulation of transcription by RNA polymerase II
Molecular function (GO): RNA polymerase II cis-regulatory region sequence-specific DNA binding; DNA-binding transcription factor activity, RNA polymerase II-specific
Source: RefSeq, a predicted model, not a curated record